AUGCUCCCUGGCGGCAUGGGGUCACACAGAGCACCUCCCGGAGGGCUCGAUUCAGCCCUAGCAGCCGCCUCGGCCGCUGCUGCAGCAGCAGCCGGACCCGCGUCCCCCUACCAAGCCCCGCUUCGCGCUCCCCCAGGCGGCCCCGUCCCGGACCCGCGCCACCACCCCUUCGCCCCUCCGGCGCGCGCCUUCCCCGGUUCCCCCGCCUCUCCGGCUGCUGCUACAGCGGACGCUGAGGCGGCGGCGGCGGCUGCCGCGGCGGCUGUAGCGGCUGCGGUGUUUCGACCGGCUGGCGGGGCGCCGUCCCCUCCUGUGUCCGCGGGGCGCGCGCAACUGGCGGCGGCGAAGCAGCAGCAGGCGGUGCAGGAGCUGCUGCGCCAACAACAGGCGCAACCGCAGGCGCAGGGGAGGCCGCAGCAGGCGCAGAAGCCGUCCCCGUUUCAUCAGGAGCUCGAGCAGCAGUUGAACCAGCUGUCACAUAGGAAUUCACCAGACCAGCCACGGUCGCCGCAGCACCAGCCGCGGUCGCCGCAGCAGCAUCCGCAGCAGCAGAGAGGCGCGAUUGACCUGGGUGCGCUGAGAGGGAGGCUGGCAGCAGCGGAGGAGAGAGCGAUUGGAAGCGAGAAGGAGCGGCGGCGGUCGCUGGACAGACUGAACGCUAGCCCGUCCCCGUCUGUGAGCUCCCGCUCCGACCCUGGCGCUCUUCUUGGUGGCGGUGGUGGGGACGGCAAGGACAGGGAGAAGGAAGUGCAGGAGCUCAAGGCGAGACUCGAGGCUGCAGAGGAACGAGCCUCUGAUGCAUCAUUGGAUUGCAAGAGGCUGUUUCAGGAGCGUAACCAGCUCAGGCAGCAACUGGCCGCGCAGCAGGCUCUGCUGGCAGACGCUAAGAAGCACCAGGAAGCAGCAGCUGCGGCUGCGAUCGCGAAACUAACAGUUGGUGGUGGUGUGGGUGUGGAGGCCGAAAGAGAGAAGGAGGCGCACAGGAAGCAGAUACAGGCGAUGGAAGAAGCAAUGAGAGAGAAGGAGAGGCAUGUGCGAGAGCUUGAAGAGAAAGUGAGAGAGCUGGAGGGGAGGUUGAGGGAGAUAGAGGAGAAGAGGGGGAAGGAGGCGGAGGAGUGGGUAGCGCAGCAGGAGAAAGGGAUGAAGGAGGAGGAGAAGGUUAGGGGCGAGCAGGAGCGGAAGGUGAAGGAGCAGGAGGGGAGGAUCGAGGAGCAGGAGAGCAGGAUUGGGAAGCAGCAGGAUAUUAUAGAAGAGUUAGAGGACACGGUAGAUUCUCAGGAGGCGAAGCUGAAAGCGCAGGACGAGAGGAUUGAACUGCAGGAGGGUAGCAUCAGGGAAUUAGGGACUAAGGUUGAGGAGCAGAGGGGCACUAUUAUUGAGCAGGAGAGGACGAUUGAGGAGCAGAAGGGAAGGAUAGAGAGCCUGGGGGGGCAGGUGGGGGAAUUGCAAGGGAAGCUGGCUGAGGUGGAGGAGGAAGGGAGGAAGAAGGGGAGUGUUGGGGGGCAGAGGGAGGAGGAGUUUUUAGCUAUGGAGAGGAGGGUUUUGGAGAGAGAGGAGAGGUUGUUAGUGCGGGAGGAGAGGGUGAGUGCGAGGGAGGAACGGGUGGCGGAGAGGGAGGAGAGGGCGAGGAGGAAGGAGGAGGAGGGGGAGUAUGGCCGGCAGGUUGUUUUGAGCCAAGCGGUUGCCAAGGAAAAGGAGGAGGCACUGGCGAAGCAGGUCCAGCAGUGGAAGGCAGAGGCAGAAGCACACAAAGCAGCCAGCGCCAAGUGGGAGGAAUCCCACAGCAAGGUGCAGGAAGAGAUUGAAAACAUGAAAGCUGCAGCUUCUGCUGCAACAGCAGCAGCAGCAGCCAGCAGCGCAGGGAGAGAAGAGGAGCUGAAGCAAGCACAGGCAGAGCUGCAGCAGCUGAGGCGCCUGCAGCAGCAGGCAGAGCAGCAGGCGCAGCAGCAGGGUGCGGAAUGGGAGGAGAAAAAGGCCGAAUGGGAGCAGAAGCUGUUGGAAAAAGAAGGGGAGGUGCGGAAAACGCGGGUAGAGGCCGAUGGAGUCCGGAGGGAACUAGAAAGAGUGAGAGCCGAGAGGGAGCAGGAGAGGAACGCGCUCCUGAACAAAGCACCGUCGUUUGGGAGGGAGAGGGAGCAGCAGGAGUGGAGGAGGAAGGAGGCGGAGUGGCUGGCGAAGGAGCAGGAGCUGAUAGAUGUUGCGGUGGAGGUGGAGGAGGAGGCGGAGAAGCUAAGAGGACAGCUGGAGGGGAUGAGAGUUGAGGUGGAGGAGUGGAAGGGCAAGGCAGGGGGGUUGCAGGUGGAGUUGGAAGGUGCGAAGAAGGCUGCUGCACUGGCGGCACAGGGGAGCGUGGGGAAGGAGGUGCUGCUGAAGGAGCAGGAGCUGCGGCAGCAGGCGCAGGACAAGGCGGAGGUGCUGGCAGUGAAAGUGGCGGCGAUGCAGGAGGAGCAGCGGCAGGCAGAGCAGCAGCGGGCAGAGCUAGAGAGGAAGGUGGCGGAGCAGCAGAGCAACAUCCGCCACCUGCAGUCUUUCGCUGCCGAGACAUCCUCCACCUCCAAGGCCCAAGUUGCCAAGGCUCAGGAGGAGAUUGAUUACCUGCGCGCACAACUGGCGAAGGCUGCUCAGGCUGCAGUGGCAUCAAGGCACAACGUCAGCAGCAGCGAGGCAGAGAAGAAGCAGAUUGCUGAGAUGAAGGUUCAGCUGGCAAUGGUGCAGGAGAAGCACCAGCGGGCAAUAGAGGAGGUGAAGAGGCUGAAAGAGGCAGCUGAAGCAGAGCAGAGCAAGGCGAGGGCCGCAGUGGCCCAGCAGCAGCAGCUGCAAUCGCGGAUAUCAACUGAUGUGGCUGCAUGGACCGACGCAACAAACCGGCUGCAGCAGCAGGUGGACAAGCUGAUGAGCGACAUGCGGACGUUGGAAGCUUCCCUCGCUGCAGUGGAAGCAGUGGACAGGUGGACCAAUCACAGGGUGAAGCUGAUGCAGCAGCAGCAGGGGUUCACGUGCUCUGGUUGCCGGUCGUACGGGGUUGGGCUGUCGUGGCGGUGCCUAGCGCCCCAUUGCCCAGAUGCGUUCCAUGUGCAGUGCUUUGGGAUGAGAUAA
Messenger RNA from Closterium sp. NIES-65, 3096 nucleotides. The record is from the annotation of a GenBank genome assembly. Lineage: Eukaryota; Viridiplantae; Streptophyta; Zygnematophyceae; Desmidiales; Closteriaceae.